Molecule: messenger RNA, 633 nt
Organism: Fopius arisanus
Lineage: Eukaryota; Metazoa; Arthropoda; Insecta; Hymenoptera; Braconidae
Product: cytoplasmic tRNA 2-thiolation protein 2-like
Exons: 4
Coding region: 1-633 (210 amino acids)
Biological process (GO): tRNA wobble position uridine thiolation
Cellular component (GO): cytosol
Molecular function (GO): sulfurtransferase activity; tRNA binding
Source: RefSeq, a predicted model, not a curated record
AUGUCCUUGAACAAAUGGAAUUUGGGACACACCUGGCCAGAAUUCAAAGUGAGCAAUUUAUUGGUAUGUCAAAAAUGUAAUAAUGAAAAGGGUGAGGUUACGCUCAGAAAGAAGGAUGGUUAUUGCAAUGGAUGUUUCUUGAUUAGUACAAAUCAUAAAUUUCGAGCGACCCUAGGAAGGUCCAAAAUUGUGAGACCAAGCGAUACUAUAUUGGUUGGCCCCAAUGGCCAAGCUGGAUCCUCAGCUUUUCUCAAUCGUGUAGCAAUUGCAAUUUUAAGUAAUGUAGCGUUAGGAAGAGGUGCAAACUUGUCAUCAGACUGCGGUUUGAUAGAUAAUAGGCAUAAUGAUGUGAUGAUUUUACGCCCUAUGCGCGAUUUUAGCCGACAGGAGCUUUAUUAUUAUCUAAGAAUACGUGAUAUCAAGUGCAUUGAUGAGAAAGAAUUAAAAGACAAUCGGCCCCCUUUUAUCCAAAAACUGACUGGAAAAUUCGUGAGAAAUUUGGAAGAACUAUUUAGUGGUACAGUCUCGACGAUUUUCAGAACGGGUGAAAAAAUUGUUGCUGGUAAAGCUCAACUGAGGACUGAUUACGAAAUGCAGAAACUUCCGAACUUCUUCAGGGACCUUGCAACAUGA